GUCUCCUGAUAUUGUCCGCUGAGGCCGUCUCAGUAGUAUUACGACUUUGGUGAUAAGAACAACUCCAAGGGAUAGCAAACAUGAAUGCCUACUGGGCGAUCCUUCUUAUUGCCACCUUUGCGGGUAUCAAUCGGGUGGUGAGCGCCGGGAAUGACGACUUUGUUGAUGCUUGCUUCGGAAUUGACGGCGAUAAACCUCCACAUUGUGAGUACAUCGAUUUCGACGAUGUGUUCGAGACUUCAGACAUCAAGUUCAACUGGAGUUUCAUUACAAAGCUAACGAUCAGCAACAAGCGAAUAAUCGGAAUACCAACAAGGAUGUUUGAAUCGCUGCCUAAUUUGGAAAGUUUUGUCGUGGUAAACAGUCUGUUCUAUCAGGAAAUCGAUCCGAAUAGUUUCAUCGAUUGCCACAAGUUGGAGCACGUUGAAAUCACCGGUACAAACAUCACUUUUCUGGACACACAUCUGUUUCCCAAGACUCCCAAGCUGAAGCACCUGCUGUUUCAUCACAACAGAAUCCUCGACAUCAAGCACGACGCAUUUGAGUUUCUCUUGGACCUAGAGGAACUUAACCUAUCGUACAACAACCUGACCAGGCUUCCCAGUGGUGUGUUUCACAAGCUCAAGAACCUAAAGACAUUGGAUUUGAACCACAACCGGCUGGUACUGUUGAGCUUCGACAGUUGGUUCCCGCCGGACGGCGUUCACUCGCUCGCAUAUCUGGAUGCGUCGUACAAUCAGCUCAUUGAGCUGGCCUGGAGCGAAAUCACCGUGAAGAAAGUCAACCUAAAAUACAACAACUUGACUACCAUUCAUAUCAGCGGCAAUUGUACGGAACUACACGCUUCCUACAACAUAAUCGAAUCGGUUACGGUCGGGAGCAAUUGUUCAAUUGAAAAAUUGUAUCUCGCUCACAAUCACAUUCCCGGCUUCGGAGAUCUUCGGAAAUGCUCGGAAACGCUUCGAACGCUGGAUGUUUCAUUCAACAUCCUUCAGCGGCGGUUCGAUUUCCUCGGAAUGAAACAGCUGACGGCACUAAACGUCGAGUGCACUAAUCUUACCCUUCAGUACACAACCCUGCACGACCUGCGGAAGCUGAAAUUCCUGGACAUCUCGUACAACAACUUGAAGAAGAUUGAUUUCGAAAACCUUACCUCACAACGGCAGCUCGAGAGGCUAAUGAUCAGCGGAAACCCCAUUGCAAACAUGUCGAUCGGGUCAAUCAAGCGGAACUUCCCGAACCUUAAAACGCUGGGAAUCUACGAUCUACCGUGGAAUGAAUCAUCCCUCUCGGUAGCGAUCGAGGAUCUGAAGAAGCACGACAUCAAACCGUACAUUAAAAAUGAUUACUUGUUCGAAGAGUCACUGUGCCCGCUAAAGAUAGUGCGCAAUUUUACCUCGACCGGAGAUGAUCACGAGGAAUCGGCUGAGCUGAUUCCGAAUCCAAGUGCAGACAAGACGAUCGAGUAUGUCGUUAUCGUCCUGCUGGUGGCCGUCGUCUGCGGACUGCUAUUUAAGGUGUUCGUCGAUAGUCGAUACUAUCGUGAGCUGUUCAAGGACCGCUUUCGUGGAUCGUCCAUUUCACACGAAAGUCUAGUCAGUUGUGAUCUGAAUGGUUAGGCGGAAAAAAAACAUGUAUGUAGAAAAUAAAGGCGUUGCUAGUUGAAAAC
This is a messenger RNA of Ochlerotatus camptorhynchus, 1669 nucleotides long. Its product is annotated as chaoptin-like. Gene Ontology annotation, molecular function: protein binding. The record is from RefSeq and is a predicted model, not a curated record. Lineage: Eukaryota; Metazoa; Arthropoda; Insecta; Diptera; Culicidae. Bases 81 to 1619 code for a protein of 512 amino acids. The transcript is spliced from 2 exons.